CGUCGACUCGAACAUGAACUCGCUCAUCGCGGCCGUCGCUGUGGAAAAGGCCGAACAGAACCCGGUAUACUACAACAUGCUGGCUCACAACUAAGGUGACGCACUGUCGAACACAGGAAAAUAAACUAUAGUUCAUUAAAGUAAAACAAACCUUUCUGUUAUUGCAUUCAUUUACUUUGCGCAACCCGCUGUUGUUCAGCUGGUAGUCCAUGCGGCAGGUCGAUCGUGUUUAUGUCAGGGAGGCUCGACCAAUGCGAGUGUUUAGCCCACGACAGGCAUGUUGAGCGAUCACUGACCUUAACCGCCGCACCAUGGGACCUCCGGGACCGGAAAUACCUUCACCAAACAUCACCUUCACCAGGUGUAAAUAUUUCUGCUAGUAAACUGUUUGCUUGACGCGGGAUGUCAUCGGUGCCGCGAGCAGGGCAAGUGACGCUUUUUGUCCGUCAGUUUCUUCCAGUAGUCAUGUUAUGAUACAACGUUUCAGUUAGUUGUCUACAUUGAAUGUAUGGCAACAACACCUUGGCUGUGUCCAGGACCGUCAAGCUCAAUGGCAAGGUUUAUUAUAAAAACUCUCCCAAUGUGUUGUAAAGCGUUCAGUUACAGCGCAGUGUCUAGCCUGUACAUAUGAUGGCAAGCAGUGGGCAGGUAGUUGCCGCGGCAGCAGUGCUGCUGCUGAUGCAGCUACAAACAGUAACUUCCGCGACAUUCGGUGCUCGGGAUCCUCCUCCACCGGCGCUCCGGGAAGCGCAGGCAGCGUGUGUGAAAUACUUGGGCAUCUGCGAAAACCGUCUCCACCAGUACAACAACAGCGUCUACCCAACCGACCAGGACACCAUGUGUAUGGUGCGCUGUGCCGGCAUCAUGGUCGGGUUCUGGGACGACUGUCAGGGACUGAAGCUGGACGGACUGGCUAACCUUUUCCCUGCGCUGGCAGCAAACGAUCGCGUUCGGUAUCAAAUUAUGAGCUGUGCAGAAAAGCGCAUCGCCACCUGUCCGCCCCAAGAUACCUGUGCCAGGGCGUACAACGGGUUCCGCUGCUUUCUGGAUGCACAGAAGGGUGGAUUCGGUGCGAAGGAUAUGCAGCCGCAGCAAUCGACUCCACCGCAACCGUUCGAUGCGCAGGAAUUCAUUCGCUCGCUAUCGAUUUGUGCCAAGCUGCAGCGCAUACCCAAGGACCGGCGGGACCUGUACGUGCAGGGCGUUUUCCCGAACGACGACAAAACCCGCAGCCUCAUUCGCUGCGUCGGCAUCCGGACCGGGCUGUACGAUGAUGAGCAGGGUCCCAACAUCGCACUGCUGUACAGUUUGUUCGGCGCUGGUCAAUCGGAGAGCGAGUUCCGGCGCAGGGCAAACCUGUGCAUCGACGCCAACCAGCCACUGCUGGAAGCGCAGGACAAAAAUGCUCAGGCGUACGUUAAGCUGUACCGUUGCUUUGCCGACCAAAUCAGUGCACUCGUACGGGCCAACGCUAAUGCCAUGGCGUAGAGCUGACGGUCACUUGUGUGCAAAACAAAAUAAACAACACUUUUACCGCCGGAAACUACCGUAUCGCGUUUCCUUUUUUUGUUUGUACCUUGCAAGCAUUAUUUCCUACCACGCUGAACGUACUACGCACUCACGGUAGCCGAAAACGUGUCCUAGCCUCCAUCUUUGCGACGCAGCGCGUGUCUUAUCAGGCGGUGCGCAGGUAACGCUUUUUACAUAACAUCCGCCUUUA
This is a messenger RNA of Anopheles gambiae (African malaria mosquito), 1720 nucleotides long. RefSeq names its product general odorant-binding protein 45. Gene Ontology annotation, molecular function: odorant binding. The record is from RefSeq and is a predicted model, not a curated record. Gene Ontology annotation, biological process: sensory perception of smell. Bases 628 to 1488 code for a protein of 286 amino acids. The transcript has a single exon. NCBI's taxonomy places the organism in Eukaryota, Metazoa, Arthropoda, Insecta, Diptera, Culicidae.